AUGUGGCUUUGGAGCGACGCGACGAUGCGUGCCGUGCCGUGCCGUGCGACGCCGUUGGCGCUGGCGAGCUGCGGUGGCGGUAGUUCUAGCGGCGGAGAUCACAGCCGCCAGGACACGAACGCGCGCUUUCAUCGCCUCACCUUCGCCGGGACCGCUGGAAAUCUGGUCGGCUGCACCUCGUUUGACUCACUCCUACCACCACCCGCUGCCCGCCCAGCGCUCCUGCCCUGCCCUGCCACUGCUCCUGCUGCUGCUGCUGCUGCUCCUGCUCCAACGCAGCAGGUGCGACCGCUCGCUGUUGCCGCGCUCGACGUCCGACGUCGACGGCAAUCUCCUGCUGGCGCGCAGGCCUCUCCCUUCCCCGCAUACCUUAUCGCCGUCCGGACGGUGUCGCCACCUCAAACUGUAGACAGGAUGGAUCGUUCCGUCGUCAUCCCCGUCGACAAUGAGACUGAGAGCUCUACCUCGCGCCUCACCAUCGAUGGUCGCACCAUUACUUACAACAUGACCGUGCUGCAGCAGCCGGUGCGCGCUCGAGCCUGUAGUCAAGGUGCCAAAUCAUCUGCCGACCGUCGCCCUGUAGAUCCACCGCCCAUUGUUGAGCUGAAGAUCUACGAAGGCGAAAACAAGGAACAGGACAUUACCUUUACCAUGCACGCUAACUACUUCCUGUUCGCCAGUCUGGAGCAUGCACGCCCCAUGGCACAUGGACGCGUCUCCCAAGAGCGAAACACUCCUCCGGUACUGACGGGCACGCCUGUUGCCGGAAUGGUUUACUUGGAUCGGCCCAGUCCCGCGGGUUAUUUCAUCUUCCCCGAUCUCUCGGUCAGGCACGAGGGCAAGUACCGAUUGAGCUUCAGCUUGUUCGAAGAGCUCAAAAACCCAAAGGACGAGGACAAGAUGACUGGAGAGGUCCAGCCAAACGCCACUGGAGAUGCCCACGUAAGCAACCGCUUGGAAGUGAAGUCGGAGCCAUUCCAGGUCUACAGCGCAAAGAAGUUCCCCGGCCUCACCGAAAGCACAAACCUCAGCCGUGUCGUUGCUGAGCAAGGUUGUCGUGUUCGCAUCAGACGCGAUGUACGCAUGCGCAGACGUGACACCAAGGCCAAUGGCAAGGAGUGGGAUAACUAUGAGGAUGAGACGGCAAACGCACGCGCGAGGAUGUCUUCCACCCCGGAAUCUUCUUGCUACACCUCCAUGCAUACUCCUUAUGCCUUCAUGGAUCCUAUUGCGCGCCCGCGAUCAUCAAGCAAUGCCAGUCACCAGUCCCUUGGCGGCUCAUUAUCACGUAGGACAUCGCUCCAGGAUAUGAACCAAGCAUACCAGCAGCCUCACUACAGCUCUGCGCCGCACACUCCUCAGAGCGCAAUGUCUACAUCCUCGCAGUAUGGUCCAUCUCCUACCCAGCCUUAUGCGCCGGCUCCCUUCGUGCAGGCUCCAGCCAUGCCUCCGCCCCCUCAAUUUGCACAACAGUACCCACCGCCGCCUCCUCAAGCGCCGUCGCCAAUGCAUCAACAAAACUAUUAUCAGUACCCGCCGCAGCCAGGAUCUCAAGUCCAGCAACCGCAGCCGCACUUCAAUGCACCCCCUCCGCCACCAAGUUAUGACUCCAUGCACCAGCAACACCGGCAAAGCAUUGAAUACUCACCUCAGCCACAGCACGACUUUCGUCGCAACUCGAUGCAACACAACAUAACUACACCUCCAAACGGAUACGCGCAGCAGUCUCUACAACAACCUGCAUAUCCUUCCCAAACUGCCUCCAACCAGCAGACAUGUCAACAAAUCCCUCCCCCACCACCUCCGCCUACGCAACCAAGCCAUGGCUAUUCCUCAUCAGUAGAAAUGUACCCAACACGGCCCGCUCCACUUGAGCCUGUGCUUCCGAGCAGUCGCAGCGCUGGUGCAACCACCCCGAUCAACUUAAAGCCCACCAUGGAAUUGCCACCGUUACAGGCAGCAAUGACUUCCAGCACUAAGCUCGAAGCUGCUUCUCCCAUCUCGUCUACCCCCCAGAGCUCGUACUUCCCAAGCCAAGUCCCCAUUCCGGACAGCCACAAGCGGAGUUAUGGUAACGUCUUCAGCGACCGGCACCAAAGCCAGCCAUUACGGCAAGGCGCUCGACCAAACUUGAGCAACGAUUAUGGCCACAUGGGACCUGGCUCUUCAAUAACUGCUGGCGAAGACGAUGAGAACGCUGGCGGAGAACUUGACCCGACCGCUCUCAGCAUGGCAUACCGUAGAGCCGAUGGGAGACAGAUUAUGCGAGCUCUCCCGGGGAAUGCAUGAUCGUGUACGCUUUUGAGUGAUGAGACCAGUAAAGAAGGGUCACACCGGACCUUUGUUUCUUGCAGCACAUGAAAAUUUGCGGGCGGUGACAGGACCUAUAAGGGACGAAAUAUGAGAGCAUGGCGCUGUCGGCGAAUGGUGAAGCGGAUUUUACCUGGAACGAUCAGGAAGGAGCAUUGAUACCUCUCUUGUGUUGGGAAUUUGGGAAUCAUGUUAUGGCGAGGCCACGCCAGGCUUUCUUCGAACGAUCUAAGCCUAGUUUGUGUUGCAUUUGUUGUAUUCUUUUGUCCGACUACGCUUUGAUUCGGUAUACUCUACGACCUUUACGAUACCUGUCGCAACUUACAGAAGAUACGAACUUCCAGUAUCAAAUACCUUUUAGAUGACG
Pseudocercospora fijiensis CIRAD86 is the source of this 2677-nucleotide messenger RNA. RefSeq lists its product as uncharacterized. NCBI's taxonomy places the organism in Eukaryota, Fungi, Ascomycota, Dothideomycetes, Mycosphaerellales, Mycosphaerellaceae. The transcript is spliced from 4 exons. The record is from RefSeq and is a predicted model, not a curated record. Bases 1 to 2289 code for a protein of 762 amino acids.